Messenger RNA from Colius striatus (speckled mousebird), 1750 nucleotides. It is a transcript of the gene TSPAN7, whose product is annotated as tetraspanin 7. The record is from RefSeq and is a predicted model, not a curated record. The transcript has 8 exons. Gene Ontology annotation, cellular component: membrane. NCBI's taxonomy places the organism in Eukaryota, Metazoa, Chordata, Aves, Coliiformes, Coliidae. The coding region runs from base 2 to 751 and encodes 249 amino acids.
UAUGGCAUCGAGGAGAAUGGAGACCAAACCCGUGAUAACGUGUCUGAAAACCCUCCUCAUCAUCUACUCCUUCGUUUUCUGGAUCACAGGUGUUAUACUUCUCGCAGUCGGUGUCUGGGGCAAGCUCACCCUUGGCACAUACAUCUCUCUCAUUGCUGAGAACUCCACCAAUGCCCCCUAUGUGCUCAUCGGAACGGGCACCACAAUCAUUGUCUUCGGGCUUUUCGGCUGCUUUGCCACUUGUCGUGGCAGCCCAUGGAUGCUGAAACUGUAUGCCAUGUUCUUGUCCCUGGUGUUCCUGGCUGAGCUAGUGGCUGGCAUUUCAGGGUUUGUGUUUCGCCACGAGAUCAAGGAUACUUUCCUUAGGACAUACACUGAAGCAAUCCAGAAUUACAACAAGAACGAUGAGCGAAGCCAUGCGGUGGAUAACGUACAGGAGAGUCUGAGCUGCUGCGGCAUUCAGAGCUACACCAACUGGAGCACCAGCCCUUACUUCUUCAAACACGGCAUCCCUACGAGCUGUUGCAUGAACUCCAGUGACUGCAAUACUCAGGAUCUGCGCAACAUGACUGUGGCUGCCACUAAAGUAAACCAGAAGGGCUGUUAUGACUUGGUGACCAGUUUUAUGGAGACAAAUAUGGGAAUCAUAGCUGGAGUGGCUUUUGGGAUUGCAUUCUCACAGUUGAUCGGGAUGCUGCUGGCGUGCUGUCUGUCCCGGUUCAUUACUGCUAACCAGUACGAGAUGGUGUAACGAGUCUUUCAGGAGCGCCAAGUUCAGAUCCUGCCUGAAGAUCCGGAGCUGCCGAGUUGGAGAAAGACUGACCCGAAUGUUAUAGCACACACUGUCUCCCGCACGCCCGCACGCACAUCCGCACCCCCGCCAGCGAGCACGUGCGCGCGCGCAGCCGCCCCCCCAUCCCCGCCUUCCCCCGUCCCCCCCUCAGCCUCUGCCCCACGCGUAGUGUGUACCCUUCAUUCUGUGAAGUGCCACCGAGAGCAGCCGAGGCUUCCCUCCCUCCCCACUCCCCGCUGGGGCCUCCAGACCCACGUCACGUGUCCCCACGGCCAGGCCCACGGCCAGGCCCACGGCGGCACCGUCUCCCUGUUCUCGGUCACACAGUAGUUGCAUCGUAAGUUAACAAAGGUAAUUCAUUAACAGCGUUGAUCGGGCUGUGCAUGUAGUGACUGGAGGGCGUAAUUAGCCUUUCACCAUGGUUAAUAAGUGUUGCACACGUUCAUAUAAACUGGUAUAUGAAAUAGAUAUUCUUUCUGUUUCAUCUUAAUUUCCUUGUUUCGUUUGUUGCUUUACUAAGGUUUCCAUCUUUCCCCACCAUCCCCUCACGCCUGCCCCCCUCCCCCUUCCCCAAACACAAAGGAAUCAUAAAGAUAACAUAAAGAUACUUGAAAAAUGGUGUUAAAAUGUCGUACUCGAAGGGAACCGUUAUAUUCCUGAUGUUCUCCUACAUCUUUGAUUCUUACUCAGUGUUGUAUGCCUAGUGCGUAUCCCAGUAGGCUUUGUCUAGUGCAUUUUGCCUCUGAACCUGAUCCUGUGUAAUACUGUUAUUAAGCUGUGUUGUUGCUUACUGUGAAGGCAGGAAUUUUGCUUCCUUUAUUUUUGUUAGGUAGUUAUGAACUAAUUGAACUGUGCUGUACUGCGGCCUUCAUUUUUUUUUGUUGUUUUUCCUGUUCUUUCUUUUUCUCUCUUUUUGCAUUGAGGUUGCAGCAACCAAAUAACGUCGUCGAGUCAAAU